Molecule: messenger RNA, 5855 nt
Organism: Blastomyces dermatitidis ER-3
Lineage: Eukaryota; Fungi; Ascomycota; Eurotiomycetes; Onygenales; Ajellomycetaceae
Exons: 2
Coding region: 1824-2120 (98 amino acids)
Source: RefSeq, a predicted model, not a curated record
CUCGGACACAACCUCCUCAAGGCAAACCGCUAGACAGUGGCACAUCUGCCCGAGCAUAGCAGAGCUAGUUCUUUUAUUGUCCAGUUAUUAUCUCAACUGUGAAUGCUCUGCAAGCCCGUCCGACUAUGCAAUUGUUGGUUCCCUUCGGCGACCCCCGCGGUUCAUGCGCCUCAUCGCGCAAACCAACCCGCGAACUGACCAGUCAACAGAACGUCCAACAACUACUACCUUCAAGCAAACCUUCAAAACCGUUCCUAUAAUAAAGCCUUGACACGAUGGGCAUGUUUCACGUCCUCAUAUUAUUCACCGCGUGCACUGGUAUUCCAGGCCUUUCCCAUAGAAUCGCUAUGGCCUUUCUUGAAGUUGGUGGUGGUUGAAGCGUGUUCUCGACAUCCCGUCAUCCAUACUUCGCCGAGCUUGUCUGCAUCAGUGGUAGAGGGAAUUGGCUGAUUCUCUGCCCUAUGUCGCCUUGCAAAAUGACAGAUCUUUGGCAGAUGCAGAGAUAGCGCGCGAAUCAGCUUGGAAGUCAAAUGUGUUCCUCCAAACCCGGACCCUAGUUAAAUUUCGACGCGUAAAAAAGCUUGUACCUGUCUCCACUCCUUUGUCCUCCAAUUUUGGAGCGCAUUUUCCUCAGGCUAUACCAGAAUACCGUCAUAAAUACACCAUCAGGGCGAUGGUUCGGAAAAAUAAAAAGCAAAGCUUUCCUCGCAAGGUUCCGCGAUAAUGGUAGUCUUAAGCGACGAAAUAGGGGACAAAGGAGUGACCGGAACUGAGCGGACAAAAAUGAACAGAACCAGAUAUAAUGAACAUUUGGAAUAAGAUUUCCUGCUGCCUGGGCUGCACUACAAUAUAUAUAUUUAUAUAUACCAUCCUGCAAAUCACUGGUGCGCCUCCUGGCGUGUCCUACUACUCUCGAAUCGCCACUUAGGGUGAGAUUUUCCUUGAUUCAGUUUGUUGGUACGCGAGCUUACACAUCGGAGAGGCUACCAACAGAGUAUGCCGUCAUGAUUGCCAGGGCCCUUGAUCUUGCAUGCAUCAUAUGUGCGGCCAUGCUUGACGGGUACCAAUAUCGCUAAUGCACAACACAUGCGGGACGAGGCAGAAUCGUUUCCCCAGUUGCCGCUCCGCAGCCGUAUGUGAGGAGGAACCGUUGGCAGGAGACGCUCUUGCGCCUCAAUUGUAGGCAGUAGACGGACCGCCCUGGACUUUUCUCGGGUGUGUAUGGAGCAGCAAACUUAGCAUCCACUUGUCAGUCACACUAACUACUGGACCAUCGCGGACAACUGCCUGAUGCAGUGGUUAAAAUAUAUUUAUAGCCCCACCCGCCAUAUGCCACAUUCUGGGCGCGAUUACAAUUACCAGAUCAGCUCUGCUCCCAUGAUCCCCUAUGGGAGCUAUUUAAAUGUCCUAAAAGAAACCAACUUUAAAAGCGAAAUAUGGCGGAGAAAUGGCACUAAUGGACUAAAAUUCCAGAUGGAAAAUAGGGGACCCUAAGGGGAAGCGGCUUCCAGGGAUUGGUCCGCGAUUGCCCAGUCGCUGAUACCAAAGACAACCGCGUCUCUAGUGAGAGGGGCUCUGCUUGCCCUUCUUGAGCUCCGCAUUCAACGUCUUGCAUGAGUUUAACGGCUUUGUGAACCCAAAGCUGAAAUACUGCAAGGAUCCCUUAGAUGUCUGUAUUGCCUUUAUAGUCGCUGCAGUCAAACAACUGCAGUGAGCGUUUCUGCCUCUGCUUGCAUUUUCCCGUAAGGCUUAAAAGCGUGCCUAUCCCCUCCCCAAGCGUUGUUGUUCAUUUCUCCACCGUUCACAGUCACCCAGCGUCGACGAUGACGAAUAAUACUUCUAUUCCAGAUCCAGAAACAAUACGAGUGGCUCUGGAAGAAGCCAGAAAUAGUGAAGACGGCCGAAUCGAUCCCAGAAUGACGUCCAUUCUCGAACUAGCUAUUGGCGAAGUCUGGCGCAAAGUGCAAGCGGAGCCGGACACUUAUAUCUUGACCCGCGACGAAUUCGCACUUUUCAACUACUUCCUCGAUCGAUUCCGGGGCCCAGUUGCUCAGCGCGCUGUGGAGCGGUAUUGGAACAGUUGCAACGACCACCGUUCUGAGAAUGACUGUCGACGUUAAUAUGAUGCGUCACACGAAAUGUUUUUCCCACUUCAUUAUAACAUCCGCAAACAACCAUCUGAAUCCUGAGACACUACGCCUCCAACUCUUCUACCUACCUCGAAAUUUCCGCUUACGGCCCCGCAAUCACGUAGUUCAAAGCCACCCGUUUCUAUCCAACGUUCGUCAUACUCCCUGCGUCCGCGACUUGUUUCAUGAUUCUGCGGUCCCUUAGAAUUUUUUUAACCGUUAAAUCCGGCUAGAUUUUGCUUCUUACAACAUUUUUCUGUUCAGCGGCCUAUUAUAUGCCUUUCUGAACCAUUGGCUCUAUGCUUGUAAUUUUUAUAUUACGUUCUUGUUUGCGCAUCUACAUUCAUUGCGAUAGUUUUUAUUUUUUUUAUUUGUAUUUCUGUUGACUCCAAAUCGGUUCUACUGCUUCUUUCUCAGAGAUUCUUCACAUUUCUUUUGAUAGUCAUAUAUCAUCCCUUUAUUCGCAUUGCAGGUAUAAUCUGCAAAGAAACCCACAGGAGAUCAUCACCUCCUUUUCCGCACAUACGCCAUAAAGCUAGGGUGCCACCCAUAGCUAUCAGCCCGAGUGGUAUAGGAGUCGACAGGUUAUUUCAUUUAUGAAUGAUUUUGAUUCACCGGCUACCUCCCACAUGCAAGCGUACUUAAGUACCAGGCUUGAAGGUCGCGUUUUUACUACGUCACGCUUUCGAGUAUUACAAAUAUCCCAUGCUAAAGUACCUAAAGUUUUAGCUAGCUCAGUCAGCGUUGACCGGACCGAUCAGUACUUUCAGUCAGUCGGGGUUUGUCCCCUUCAUCAACGCUGAAUCAUAGCGUGCCCGUGAGCCUCGCUCGAUUCGAAUACUAAGCGGCUUCCACAAUCAUUGCCAAAUCCAUUGCACGAAAGAACUAUCAGCUUUGGAACUAUUUCGAUCCAGUGCGCGAACCUGUCGAGAAUACCGAUUUGACUUUCUUCUACAUCGUGCGAAUGCAUCUUUCUCUUGGUUCUGUUUGCAUGCCGUGAGGUGACGGAAAAUUCCUGUAUCAAGGCAUGCUGUGCAUACAGCAGAGAUACCAUGCUACCAGGCCUUUUAUCGAUUAUCGAAAUGUCGUCAUGAAAAUGCAGAUUGUCUCAACCUACAACGGACACGCUUUGGAUUGUUGUUUAAUUUAUUACUUACUGGUUUUGCUGUUUUUCAGGGCUCCCAAUUUCCUUUUAAUUUAUUGAUUUCGGUUGCUUCUUGUCGCAUUUCCAGUGAAAUUUAUGAGACUACGAAUUUACGUCGGUUUUACUCAUGCUGUUCUAUUUUAAAAGCUCCGGUCACUAAUGUUGGCUCCCAUGAAUUAUGAAAUUCCAGUUAGAGAUCCACACCUCACCUUCCUUUGAUACUUUUGGCUAUACUCUAUCAUUGUAUCUUGUUGCGUUUUACGGGUAAUAUGUCAUGUGGAUCCGUACAGAGUAUACUAUUGUUAAACAUCCAGUGAAUUUACCCCAUAGUUCAUUUGGAGCCCUCCUGCGCAACUCAUUUUCCACAUAGCCCAGAGGGUAGUUAUGCAGUUGCUUUUAUCCGCUUGUCGAUCGUUGGCUGCCUCGUUAGUGGGAAUUCCCUCCAUGUCCGACGGGACACCUCAUGCCCGGACGGCAUAUGAGCCGCAAAUGAGCUCUGUACAAAGUACCCUGGGUAGUCAGCGGUUCAAGCUUGAGAUGGACUAAAAUAUGGCCCCGUACUUUUCGCUUCUGUCACGUUCCUCUCCGGUGUUUGACUUACGAACACCGGGAACCUACAUUUUUGGAGAGUCUGAAAGACUUCCGGUUACGUUGCAUGAAAAUAACGGUUGCUGGCUUGAAAUAGACGCAUCAACGCAUGGCGGGCUACAAUCCUCUUUGAGACGUUUUGCCCGUAUCUGCAGAAGGACAAGCAAGAAUAAGAUGGAAAAGGAGAUACUCGGGGUCCGAAAUAUAGCAGUUUGAUCCUUUGAACCUAGAUUUCCACCAGAUUUCCACAAAUGUUCCGAACUAUUUCUCGCCUACACGCCGCUACCUUCGAUUCCUUGCAUCUGCCGCUUAACCCUUGGUCGUCCACCAGUUUUAGCGUUUGAUCCUUUGGAGCUGAUAGACGGCCUGUACUCCGAACAGAAACCUUGGACAUUUCCCCAGUCCACGCUCCAUGACUCGCAUCAUAUUCCUGAAACGGCUGGAUGCAUGUACCCGAACAGGCUUCAAGCCUUUCUGGCAAUGGCAACCAGCCACCCGCUUCUUAGCUAGUUGCAUGCUGCCAGAAUUUCUUCCUCCGGCUUUCCGUCGCGCCAUUUGCUAAACCGCCGCCACGUGCAGCAUGAUGGCCUAAGCAACAAUCCAACAUGAUUACCUCAGGAAGUGGCCUCGUUUGUCGCUUUUUCCAACGUAUGGCAUGGACAGUUUAGCCAACAUCAGCUCGUAUCUUUUCUGACAGUCCCAAGCCUACUUUUUUUUGAGAGGUGAUGUAUCACUUUCUUUUCUCUGAUUCCGUCUUGGAUAAAUUUGCUAUGGCCUUCUAAACGACGUUAACUUACCCUUACAGCAGAAAGUUACGUUCAGUCAGGGCUUACUUCUAAUUAUCAUCACUUACCGAUAUCGGGCUUACUUUUCUCGUUCAUGUGCAUCGUCAAGUACUGGCAUAUUCAACUCUCCAGAUGUACAGUAACUAAUAUCCGCAGCCCACAUAGAUAGAGUGCAUGGGGAUUUUUGGUUUGGCGCAACUCCCGCUCCACGGAGAACAACCCCCCGCCUUUUGCUCUCGUUAGGCCCGACGGACCAAAGGCCCUGAUGGCAGGGAAAAGGCAUGGCGGGGGCCACUACUUGAUCACUUCCCCACAAUGUGGGGAAGCUUUAAUUGUUGUCAUCAUUUAAUAAUACUAACUUACGCAUCAUUGGUAGUAAGUUACUAUCUACACUAGCGCAAUGCUGUUACUUUGGUCAAGAACAGUUACAAGAAAAUUUCCAUCAUCCAACAUCAGCAAGUAUUGAAGCAUAUACUAUGGCUUCUCAAAUAUUCCAACUCCUGGGGCCAUUAUUCUGCGCAACCAGCAUGCCCAGGCAUCAAACUGUGAGCAUGACUGUUAGCUACUCGUUUCCGAGGUUUCCUUGUGCCUUCCACGGAAUCAGUUGAGCAAGAUCAAGAUUGCCGCCAUCAUCUCAGCGCCUUACGGGGACUAACUCCAGGUCUGUUACCAUAUUGGGCAUGAUGUUGCUUCAUAUAAAAAUUGAGCUGUGAGAGAACCUGGUGACAUCCUCAACAGCGUGCUGGCAGCAGGCUGUUUCAUAAAUUGCUAGUUCAUUUCCAUGAUGGCCUUAUCUUGCCAGAAUACUCUCACAAGCCCUUGAAGGCCUUGGUGUUGGCUUUCAAUCUGGUCAAACAUUGCUCAUAGAGCAUGUCUGAUUCAGUUUUUGAAUUGUGUCACAAUAAGAGCUCUGAGUUGAUUCUCUGAACUGACAAUCAGACCCAGCAAAGUUAUUGACUCACUUGAAAGAGAGGUAUUGUCAAGCAGCUGAUGAUAGUGAUUCAUAAUAUACUGCAGAGUAAACUCUGGUCAGGCAUUUAGAGAGUGAUAUAUCUUCUCAGCUGUAGAUGGUAUUUGUUGUAUUUGAACCAGGAUUGAACGGGGCAUUGAUGUGCACAUCUAGAGAACUGUUCUGUAACAAGCAGUGAGAGUAACUGAGUUGAUCAUCUGGAAAAAAACAGUCAACUAAAGACAUUUCUUGAAGCUCUA